This is a messenger RNA of Penicillium bovifimosum, 636 nucleotides long. Its product is annotated as putative DnaJ chaperone (Caj1). NCBI's taxonomy places the organism in Eukaryota, Fungi, Ascomycota, Eurotiomycetes, Eurotiales, Aspergillaceae. The coding region runs from base 1 to 636 and encodes 211 amino acids. The record is from RefSeq and is a predicted model, not a curated record. The transcript has 4 exons.
AUGUCGAAACCCGAUUUCUACAAGAUCCUGAAUAUCGCACAAGAUGCGACCCAACAACAAAUUCGCAAUGCCUAUAAGAGGGAAUCGCUGAAAUCCCACCCCGAUCGAGUCCCCGCCGACUCACCCGAGAGACCUGCGCGCACACGAAAGUUCCAGGACAUCAACGAUGCCUACUACACACUAUCAGACCCUGCACGCCGGCGAGAGUACGACGCCACCCGCGCAUACGAGGAAGAGGAAGCAGAAGAGGAAGUACCACCGACUGCCGGUAGCUUCCCUUGGUCGAGCUUUGGAUUCGGCGGAGACCGCGAGCACCGUGACAGCGACCAGUUUGGGUCUGUGUUUGAAGAGAUGUUGCGCGAAGAAGGUCUCGCCGAGGAUAGAGAUGGAGGGUCUCGUCCAACCGGUCGGUUCUGGGCACUGGUUGGCGGAGCUAGCGGUGGUGCCUUGGGCUUUAUUGUUGGCAAUUUGCCUGGUGCGCUGGCUGGCGCUGUUGCGGGUAAUCGUAUCGGUGCAGUUCGCGAUGCUAAGGGCAAAAGUGUCUAUGAGGUUUUCUUGGACCUUCCAACGCCGGAUCGGACGCGACUCUUGAGUGAGCUUGCAGCUAAGGUGUUCCGGUCUACUAUGGGGCAGUGA